GUACUGUAUUUGAGGUUCAGUUUGUUAGCAGGGCAGCGAUUCCCGUCAUUGGUGGGGUCUUGGUGUCUCCUUCCUUUUUCUGUUCAUAAAACUACAGGAUUAAAGGAUUCGACGGCAGUUUGGAUCUUGUGUUGUGUCAUGGCAGAAGCAGGGAGCCAACAGAACCAAUGGGAGGAAGGUUUUGAGGAUGAAUUCGGAGAAAUUAUCAAAACUCGAUCAGAUGAAAGAGAAGAUGUUCAAAAGAAAACCUUCACGAAAUGGAUAAACUCCCAGUUUGCUAAGACAAGAAGACCCCCUAUCGAUGACCUCUUCACUGAUCUGUGUGAUGGCCGACGUCUUCUUGAACUCCUGGAGGGUCUGGUUGGCCAUGAAAUAGUUAAAGAACGUGGUUUCACUCGAGUGCACUCCCUCAACAAUGUUAACAGGGCCCUGCAGAUCCUUCAGAAGAACAAUGUUGAGCUGGUGAACAUUGGAGGAGCUGACAUUGUAGAUGGCAAUCAUAAACUGACCCUGGGGCUCAUCUGGAGCAUCAUUCUCCACUGGCAGGUUAAGGAUGUGAUGAAAGAUGUCAUGGCAGACCUACAGCAGACAAACAGUGAAAAGAUUCUGUUAAGUUGGGUCAGGCAGUCUACUAAAAACUACAAAGACCUCAAUGUGGUCAACUUCUCCAGCAGCUGGGCCGAUGGUUUUGCCUUCAAUGCGCUCAUUCACAGCCACAGGCCGGAGCUGUUUAACUGGAGUGUGGUGGAGCAACAGGAUAAUGCCAUUGAGAGACUGGAUCACGCCUUCAACGUUGCAGAGAAGAGUUUAGGCAUCGACCGACUGUUGGACCCUGAGGAUGUUGCUACAGCUCAUCCAGAUAAGAAAUCCAUCAUUAUGUACGUCACCUCCCUGUUCCAAGUGCUGCCCCAUGGCGUGAGCAUGGAGGCCAUCCAAGAGGUGGAGACCCUCCCUCGAGCUACAGUAACCAAGGAGGAGCACUUCCUCUUUCAAACCCAACAGCGUUACUCCCAGCAGAUCACAGUCAGUGUGGCACAGAGUCGUGUCCGCAGCCCGUCUCCCUCCUAUAAGCCUCGAUUCAAAAGCUAUGCCUUCACUCAAGCUGCCUACGUCAAGACGCCUGAACAGCAGAGGAAGUUCCUCACCACACAGUCUCCAGACAAGCCUGAUGAACUGCGACCGUCCCCCAGUCCCCUGCCACAGGGGCUAAAUGAGCUGGAAAGCUACCAGAGUGCUCUGGAGGAGGUCCUGACCUGGCUGCUCUCCGCAGAGGACGGCUUGCAAGCACAGCCACCCAUCUCCUCUUUUGUCGAAGAAGUCAAAGAGCAGUUUCACACCCAUGAGGGCUACAUGGUGGAGUUAACGUCUCAUCAGGGCAGCGUGGGCCGGCUUCUCAAAGCAGGAAGUGUGUUGUUGUCUGGAGGGCAGCUGACUGAUGAUGAAGAGAGGGAGGUGCGGGAACAGAUGAAUCUGCUCAACUCUCGCUGGGAACAUCUGCGUGUGGCCAGUAUGGAGAGACAGAGCAGGCUUCAUGAGGCGUUGAUGGACCUGCAGCACCAGCAGCUGAAGCAGCUCUCUGAUUGGCUGGACACAACUGAAACUCGAAUUAAAAGAAUGGGAGCACAGCCUUUAGGACCCGAACUUGAUGACAUAAAGCGACAAAUUGAAGAGCAAAAACUCUUACAGGAAGAUCUGGAGCUGGAGCAAGUGCGAGUGAACUCUCUGACUCAUAUGGUGGUGGUAGUAGAUGAGAACAGUGGUGAUGGUGCCACCGCAGCCUUGGAGGAAAAACUGCAGAACCUUGGGGAACGAUGGGCAGCGAUCUGCAAAUGGACUGAAGAGCGUUGGAUCCUUCUUCAAAAGAUCCUGCUGUGCUGGCAGCAUUUCUCUGAGGAGCAGCUGCUGUUUGAUUCUUGGCUGACUCAGAAGGAGGAGUUAGUGCAGACUAUCCAAAGCAGCGGCACAAAUGACCCAAAUGAAGUGGCCGCCAACCUAAGGAAGCUCGCUAUUUUAAAAGCAGACCUGGAGUUGAAAAGGCAAACCAUGGAUAAGCUUUGCUCCCUCGUUCAAGAUUUGCUGACCAACAUUAAGAGCAAAGAGGCCGCUGGGAAACUAGAGGCAAAGCUGGAGAGGUUUGCUCAGCGCUGGGACAAAUUGGUACAGUCGCUUCAGCUCACCAGCACCAAGUUUUCAACUAUUGUCACCACAUCCCAGUCGGAUCUCACGCAUACAACCAUGGCAACUGUCACCAAGGUGACCACGAACCAGAAAAAGAUGGUGAAGCAUACUAAGGAGGGCAUGUCUACCCCUCCACCUCAGAAGAAGCGACAGAUUGUCACUGAUUCAGAACUGCGGAAAAGAUUUGAUGUGGACUUCACUGAAAUUCACAGUUUUAUGACUCGGUCAGAGGCUGUUUUGCAAAAUCCAGAGUUCUCAAUCUCCCGUAAGGAAGGCAGUGUGGCAGACCUCUAUGAGAAAGUGCUGGCAAUUGACAGGGAAAAAACAGAAAAGUUCAGGAAGUUACAAGAAGCCACUCGUUCAGCCCAGGCUUUGGUGGAUCAGCUCACUAGCGAUGGUCAGAAUUCCGAGGACAUCCAGCAGGCGGCUCAGCAGUUACGUGCUCGAUGGGUCGACUUCUGUGCUCUCCUGGCCGAAAGGCUGGCAUGGUUGGCCUACCAGACCAAAGUCCUGGCCUUCUACAAUCUCUUCCAGCAACUGGAGCAGGCUGUGGGAACCGCUGAGAACUGGCUGAAGGUGCAGUCGCCUCCCGCGUGCGAGCCGGAGCCUCUGAGGAUUCAGCUGGAGCGUUGCAGGGAUGAGAUCGCUCGUCUCUCCGCUCUACAACCACAAGUGGACAAGCUGCAUGAACAACUUCAGGAGCUGCAGCAGAAAGAAGAGACGCCUGUUCUCUUUGAUGCUGACAUCUCUGCCUUCCAAGAGCACUACCACCAUGUCCUCGAGGACCUGAGGGCCAGGGAAAGACAGCUUGUUCUGGUCCAGUCUAGUCUUCCACCAGCACGUUAUAAGGAUGUGAUGGCAGCGCUGCUGGCCUGGCUGCAGCAGUGUGAGAAUAAACUAGCCAUCCCCUCCACAGCAGUGACUGAGUACCCUGUCAUGGAGCAGAGGCUCAAAGACAUCAAGGCAAUUCAAGCAGCACAGAAGGACCAUCAGGGUGACGUGGAUGACCUCAAUAAAAUGGCUGAGCAGGUGUUCCAGAAAGCGCCUCCAGAGAUCUGUCAGAAGUACCGGACCGAGCUGGACAAUGUGAUGGUGCGCUGGAGGCGUGUGUCUGAGCAGCUGGAGGAGAAUAUCCAGAAGCUGCAGGAUCACAUGACCAAAUUACAGCAGUUCCAGAAUGACACAAAGACUCUGCAGAAGUGGAUGGCAGAAGUGGAUGUUUUCCUGAAUGAGGAAUGGCCAGCUCUGGGAGAUGCAGAGGCUUUGGAGAAACAGUUGGAACAGUGCACGGCUCUGGUGAACGACAUCCACACCGUCCAACCAAGUCUGAAUGGCAUCAAUGAGGUGGGACUGGCCUUGAAGAGGGAAGCUGAGACACCGUUUGCCAUCAAAAUACAGAAGAUGCUUGAUGAGCUCAAUGCUCAGUGGGAGCUCAUUUGCAAACAGGCAUAUGCUAAGAAAUCAGCCCUGAAAGGAGGGCUGGACAUGACGGUGAGUUUGAGGAAGGAGAUGCAGGAAAUGCAGGAGUGGAUCACUCAGGCAGAGGAAGAGUAUCUGGAACGAGACUUCCAGUACAAGACACCUGAGGAGCUCCAUAAGGCGGUGGAGGAACUGAAGCGGGCUCAAGAGGAAGUCCAUCAAAAGGAAACAAAGGUGAAGCUACUGACGGAUAAAGUCACCAAUUUCAUUUCAAAGGCUCCUCCAGCGGCCCAUGAUGCCCUAAAGGCAGAACUGGAUGUUUUGACUUCUAACUACCAGCGACUGUGCAGCCGGCUCGAUGGAAAAUGCAAGACUUUAGAGGAGGUGUGGGCAUGCUGGUGUGAACUGCUGUCUUAUUUGGAUUUGGAGAAUGCCUGGAUGGACCUACUGGAGAAGAAACUUGAUGAAACCGAAAGCCUUCAAGGAGGUGUAGAGGAAAUAGAAGAAGCUUUGACUUCUUUAGAUACCAUGAUUAGAGAGCAUCCUGAAUAUAACCGCAACCAGAUCCGUGAAUUAGCCCAGACCCUUAUGGAUGGCAGAGUCCUUGAUGAGCUCAUACACAAAAAACUGGAGGACUACAACACACGCUGGGAUGAACUAAUGCAAAGGGCUCUACAAAGGCGACAGCAGCUGGAGAAGAGCUUGCAGUGGGCCCAGGAGAACGACAAAACCCUGCGCCUCAUUCAGGACUCUCUGAACACCACUGACCGACAUUUGACUGCUUACAUAGCAGAUGACAUAGACGCUGCACAGAUACCUCAGGAGGCACAGAAAAUUCAGACUGAGUUGAAUGGUCAUGAGGUGACUCUCGAUGACAUGAAGAAAAAGGCUUUCGAGGUUGACGCAUCAGAGAAAGUGAUUGGAGAAAUUGAUGCGACAUAUGAUAAACUAUUACAUGUUAAAGGCAAGUUCCGACUUUUCCAAAAGCCGGCUAACUUUGAUCAACGGUUGAGGGAAUGUGAGCGAGUGUUAGAGGAGGUGAAAGGGAAGCUAGAAGUGUUGAGUAUUCGGAGUGUGGAGCAGGAGGUGGUACAGUCACAGUUGGAGCAAUGCAUGAAGUUCUAUAAGAAUCUGAGUGAGGUGAAAUCAGAGGUGGAGACAGUGAUAAAGACGGGAAGACAGAUUGUGCAGAAGCAGCAGACAGAGCAACCCAAAGAGCUGGACGACAGGCUGACGGCCCUCAAACUCGCAUACAAUGAUUUGGGUUCACAGGUAACAGAAGGAAAGCAGGAACUGGAGAAGCUUUUAAAGCUAUUAAGGAAGUUUAAGAAGGAGGUAAACAGUCUGACAGAAUGGUUGGCAACUACUGAUGAGGAACUGACGCGCCGCUCUUCAGUGGAAGGCAUGCCAAGCGAUUUGGAUGCAGAGUUGGCUUGGGCAAAGGCGACUCAGGAGGACACUGAGCGUCAUAAGCCACAGCUGAAACUGGUGAGGGAGUUGGCAGAGACCCUGAAGGGUUUACUUCGUAGCCAGGAGAACCUGAUUGAUGACAAGGUCAGUCUGCUCAACUGCAACUGGAUCGCAGUGACGUCACGGAGCGAGCAGUGGCUGAAACUCCUGCUGGAUUAUCAGAGUCAAAUGAAAACACUUGAGCAGAACAUUUCUCAGAUCAACACCUGGAUGGAUCGUGCUGAAGAAACGCUUGACGAGAUGGACAGCCAGGGCUGUGUCGAGCACGUUAUAAAGAUUUUUUUUGUGGUUCUGGCAGUGGACCUUAUAAAGAACAGAGGGGAACACUGUAAAGCUCAAGUUAAACCGAAGCUAGAACAGCUCAAUCAACGAUUUGACAUUGUUGCAAAGAGGAUUUUAUUGGGACAGGCCUCCUCUCAAGAGUUAGAGGAAUACCAUAGACAGGCUAAUAUAUGGCUCCAGGUGCUGGACGAGGAGAUUAAAUUAGGUGAAAAUCUAAAAGAGGAAGAUUUCCUGGAGGAUGUGGGCAUAGAUGAGGAUGCCCUAAAUGAACUGUUCUUAAAAGGAGAACAUCUCCUCAAGAGAACUCCUAGCGGGGAGAAAAGAGAGGCUGUCCGUGAGAAACACAAUCUUCUUCAUGACAAAUAUGACACUCUGAAGAAUCUGAGAGCCCUAAGAAAGAAGAAGGCCCUUGCUCUUGCCCCGCAGUGGUACCAGUUCUGUAAGAAAACAGAUGACAUGAUGCAGUGGCUGGACAAAAUUGAGAAGACCUUAGCAGAGCUUCCUGAUCCCCCCGAGGAGCCCCGAGUGAAAGCAGUUGGUUCUGAGAUUGAACAGCAGUGUCCGAAGUUGGAGGACUUGCGCGGACUGGGCCGUGUGCUUUCUGAGGGCGGAGCUGCCAAGCUGGUGGAGCCCCGCCUCCUCCCGGUCAAUAAACGCUGGGCGGAGCUGGAUGUUAAUUUCACUCAAGUGCACCACAAAAGUGAGCUGCAGUUUUUGCUGCAGUGUAUCGCUGAAAACGAAGCUCUACUGAACUCUCCUGAGCGCUGGUCUGCAGCGUUCAUCAACGUUCCCCAACAAGACAAGUGCCUUAAGGAGGUUAAAGUUAAUCUGGAUAAACUGGAGAGUCCAGUGACGGAAGUUCUGGGAAGGGGUGCCUCUUAUCCGGAGGAAAGUUUACUGGUCCAGCUGCUCAGAACCAACUGGGAAAACCUUAUAAAGCUCUAUCAUGACCGACUUGCUGGGGAAUCCAGUUGCAACACUGAGCUGCAGUUUUUGCUGCAGUGUAUCGCUGAAAACGAAGCUCUACUGAACUCUCCUGAGCGCUGGUCUGCAGCGUUCAUCAACGUUCCCCAACAAGACAAGUGCCUUAAGGAGGUUAAAGUUAAUCUGGAUAAACUGGAGAGUCCAGUGACGGAAGUUCUGGGAAGGGGUGCCUCUUAUCCGGAGGAGAGUUUACUGGUCCAGCUGCUCAGAACCAACUGGGAAAACCUUAUAAAGCUCUAUCAUGACCGACUUGCACGCCUUGAAAAAGCCAAGAAAUUCAGUGAGGAGCAGAAAACGCUUGACUAUUGGCUCACAGAUGCUGAGAGGACGGUAGUGAAGUAUGAACAAGACCCCAUAAAUAAUAGAGACCACCUCAAGGAGCUCCAGGGGGGUUUGGAGAAACAGGAAGCAGCAGUGAAGGGGCUCAGUGCUCUUGGGACAGAUCUGACUCCACAGUGCAGUAAGGAUGACAGGGACCACAUUAAACAGCAGCUCGCCUCUAUCAACUCCCGCUGGGCCAAAGUGUCCAACCAGCUCACUGAGAUCAAGAGACGGUCUGCAGGGUCAAAAAUUGUUCUUGCCGAGUUAAAUGAAGACAUGGGGGAGUUUCAGUCCUGGCUGGAUGAUGCAGAGGCUGUGGUUGCACUUCCUGUGGAAGCAGGUCACAAGGAACAGCUCAGUGCAACAUUAGAAAAAGUGAAGGCCCGGGUGGUGGAACUGCCGAGCAGGAAGCAAGUGCUUCAUCAGAUCAACAGCAAAGGCUCAUCUCUCCCAGCUGAUAAAGUCAAACCUCUGGAGAAACAUCUAAAGGUUAUCAACAUGCGAUGGGCCAAGGUGUCCACUGUUCUUCCUGAGAAGCAGCGACAAAUCGAGGAUCUCCUGAGGGAUUUGUCUUUAUACCAGGAACAGCUCUCCAAGCUCUCAAUUUGGGCCUCCACUACAAAGAAUCAGCUUGAGCAGUCCCCUACUGCAGUGGACCCAAAGAUUGAGGAGGAUGUAAAGGAAAAGAAACCAGCAGUGGAAGCCGUUUUGGCGAAAGAGAGACCACCAUGCCAACUGGAGAAGGGGCAAUUUGAUGGCCUCAGUGCAGAUUGGACAUCCAUUCAAGUUCUCCUUAAAGACUGGCGAGACAAAUGUCAGCUCGCAGCCGUAACUUUGACUGGUAGUGCAGCAGGAGAUGCAGCCCUUGAUAAAUUCAAUAAAUCCUGGAUGGAGCUUGAUGAUUGGCUCACUCUUUUGGAUCACAUGGUCCAGACUCAGAGAGUAAUGGUCGGAGAUCUUGACAAGAUCAACGAAAUGACGGUGAAACUCAAGUCAACACUGCAAGACAUGGAGCAGAGAUGCCCACAGCUGAACAAACAAAUCACUGCGGCUCAGAACCUGAAGAACAAAACCAAUAACCCUGAGACACGGGCAACCAUUACAGACCGCAUUGAAAAAUUACAGGCACACUGGGAAGAUUCCCACGCCAAGCUGACGGACAGGGUCCUUCAACUGCAGAAAAUGUAUAAGGACUCCAGCGAUUGGCUGGAGGCCAGAAAAAGGGUGGAGCCUCUCAUUAAGAAAGCCAAUGAAAAACUGGAGAGCUGGAAAAAGGUUUCUCACAGUGCUGAUGAUUUAAAAGGCCAAAAUGCAGAUGUCAAGCAACUUUCUAAGGAUAUCCAGCAGGGGCAAGCUCAGAUGAAUGUCACCAAUGAGCUAGCAAACAAACUACUGACCCUUUAUGCAGACGAUGACACAAGCAAAGUUAAACAAAUGACUGAGAGCAUGGAUCUAGCUUGGGCCAACAUCAAAAAGCGUGCAGGGGACAAGGAGGCAGAUCUGGAAGCCGGACUGCGACAGUUGCAGCAUUUCUACUUGGACCUGGAGAAAUUCCUUAAUUGGCUAACUGAAGCAGAAACCACAGCCAAUGUCUUACAAGAUGCCACGUUUAAGGAGGGACUUCUGGAAAACCCUGCCACAGUGCGGCAUUUACUUGAGCAAUGGCAGGAUCUCCAGGCAGAGAUUGAUGCCCACCGGGAGAUGUACCAUUCAUUAGAUGAAAACGGACAGCGUAUCGUGUCAUCUCUGGAGGGAACAGACAAUGCCGUGGUGCUACAAAAACGGCUUGAUGACAUGGGGCAUCGGUGGCAUGAGUUGUGUAACAAAGUUAUGAGUAUAAGGCCCUAUCUGGAUGCAGGUGUGGAUCAGUGGAAACACUUACACAUGUCCUUACAAGAGCUGCUCAACUGGCUGCAGCUGAAGAGGGAGGAGCUAGAAAAGCAGAAGCCAGUAGGGGGCGAUGUGCCGACCGUGCACCAACAACUACUUACGCACAAGGGCUUCAGAAGGGAAUUGGUUGCCAAAGAACCAGUAAUCAAUGGAACACUUGACAAUGCUAAAACCUUCCUUGCUGAGAUGCCUCAUGAGGGUCUGAAACAGAGGCCUGGACAAAAGGAUGUAAGUCCUGAGGAGAGGGUUCAAAAUGUAGGCCGCAUAUUGCGUAAAGAAGUGGAGGAUGUAACGGUGCGAUGGAAGAAUCUGGGUGCAGCUGCCGUUGACUGGCAGCAACAGCUGGAACUGGCCAUGGAAAGGCUGAUGGAGCUCCAGGAUGCCCAGGAUCAGCUGGACUUCAAGCUACGGCAGGCUGAGACCGUGAAGAAUUCUUGGAAGCCUGUUGGGGACCUGCUCAUAGAUGAUUUGCAAAACCACAUAGACAGAGUAAAGGCGUUCCAGGAGGAGAUUGCUCCCAUCCAGGAUAAUGUAAAUCAGGUGAACCAACUGGCUUCCACAUUUCGACCACCUGACAUUCAACUUUCUCCAGACAACCUGAGUAGAAUUGAUGACCUCAACAUGAGAUGGAGGCUCCUGCAGAUCUCCAUCGAGGAACAUCUGACCCAGAUGACCGCAGCCUAUAAGGACUUGGGGUCCCAGUCUCAGAAUUUUUUACACGCAUCCGUUGAACGCCCUCUUGAACGCUCUAUUUCGCCCAACAAUGUCCCCUACUAUAUCAAUCACCAGAACCAAACAACAUGUUGGGACCACCCAAAGAUGGCAGAACUGUACCAGUCAUUAGCGGAUCUCAACAACGUACGGUUCUCGGCGUACAGGACGGCAAUGAAGCUCAGGCGAAUGCAGAAAGCUCUCUGCUUGGAUCUUCUGGGCAUGUCUGCAGCCUGUGAGGCCUUUGAGCAGCACAAUCUGAAACAGAACGAGCAAUUCAUGGACAUCAUGCAAGUGAUCAACUGUCUGACCAGCAUCUAUGACCGGAUGGAGCAGCAGCACAGCAGCCUGGUUAACGUGCCCCUGUGUGUGGACAUGUGUCUCAACUGGCUGCUCAACGUUUAUGAUACAGGACGAGCCGGAAAAAUUCGUACCCUAUCCUUCAAAACAGGAAUAAUCUGUUUGUGCAAAGCUCACCUUGAAGAUAAGUACAGAUUUUUAUUCCGAGAGGUGGCCAGUGCCACAGGCUUCUGUGACCAGCGGCGCCUCGGCCUCCUUCUGCACGACGCCAUUCAGAUCCCCAGGCAGCUGGGUGAGGUGGCGUCUUUCGGAGGGAGCAAUAUCGAGCCCAGUGUGCGCAGCUGCUUUCAGUUUGCCAAUAACAAACCAGAGCUAGAGGCCUCAGUCUUCCUGGACUGGAUGCGUUUAGAACCUCAGUCGAUGGUUUGGCUUCCUGUCCUUCACCGUGUGGCGGCCGCUGAGACAGCAAAGCACCAGGCUAAAUGCAACAUUUGUAAGGAAUGUCCUAUUAUUGGCUUCAGGUACCGAAGUUUAAAGCACUUUAACUAUGAUAUCUGCCAAAGCUGCUUCUUUUCUGGCAGAGUGGCUAAAGGUCACAAGAUGCAGUACCCUAUGGUUGAAUAUUGCACACCGACGACAUCAGGAGAGGACGUGAGAGACUUUGCCAAGGUGUUGAAGAAUAAGUUCAGGACAAAGCGCUAUUUUGCCAAGCAUCCUCGCAUGGGUUACCUUCCCGUCCAGACCAUCCUUGAGGGAGACAACAUGGAGACUCCUGUUACACUGAUCAACUUCUGGCCUGUUGACCAUCCGCCAUCAUCUUCCCCCCAACUCUCCCAUGACGACACCCACUCACGCAUCGAGCAUUACGCUAGCAGGCUAGCUGAAAUGGAGAACCGAAAUGGCUCGUAUGUGAAUGACAAUGUAUCGCCUAGUGAAAGCAUGGAUGAUGAGCAUCUGCUGAUCCAGCACUACUGCCAGAGUCUGAAUCAAGGCUCUCCUCUCAGUCAGCCGCAGAGCCCCGCUCAGAUCCUCAUCUCAAUGGAGACUGAAGAGAAGGGAGAGCUUGAGAGAGUGCUCAACGAUCUGGAGCAGGAAAACAGGAAGUUGCAAGCAGAGUACGAUCGUCUGAAGAAGGCACAUGACCACAAGGGUCUGUCGCCGUUGCCCUCACCCCCACAGAUGCUGCCCGUCUCACCCCAGAGUCCACGCGACGCUGAACUGAUCGCUGAAGCUAAACUACUGCGACAGCACAAGGGACGUUUGGAAGCAAGAAUGCAAAUCCUGGAGGAUCACAACAAACAGCUGGAAUCACAGCUCAGACGCCUUAGACAGUUACUUGAGCAGACUGAGUCCAAGGUGAAUGGCACUGCCCUGUCCUCCCCGUCCACUGCCUCUCCGAGAUCUGACACCAGCCUGGCCUCACUGCGUGUGGCCGCAAGCCAAACCACAGAGACGAUGGGUGAUGAUGAGCUGUCCAGUCCCUCCCAGGAUGCAAGCACUGGAUUAGAAGACGUGAUUGAGCAGCUCAACAAUUCCUUCCCUCACAGCCAAGGAGGUGGACGGCUAAACCCGUGAGAGGUUA
Messenger RNA from Sinocyclocheilus grahami, 11137 nucleotides. Its product is annotated as dystrophin-like. Gene Ontology annotation, molecular function: zinc ion binding; protein binding. NCBI's taxonomy places the organism in Eukaryota, Metazoa, Chordata, Actinopteri, Cypriniformes, Cyprinidae. Gene Ontology annotation, cellular component: plasma membrane. The transcript is spliced from 81 exons. The record is from RefSeq and is a predicted model, not a curated record. Bases 139 to 11130 code for a protein of 3663 amino acids.